AUGUUCUCCCUUAAGCCGCCCAGACCCACCUUCAGGUCCUACCUCCUGCCGCCAUCCCAGAUUGACGAUAAGAUUAACUCAGAACCGAAGAUUAAAAAACUGGAGCCCGUCCUCUUGCCAGGAGAAAUUGUUGUAAAUGAAGUGAAUUUUGUGAGAAAAUGCAUCGCAACAGACACAAGUCAGUAUGAUUUGUGGGGAAAACUGAUAUGCAGUAACUUCAAGAUUUCCUUUAUUACGGACGAUCCAAUGCCAUUACAGAAGUUCCAUUAUAAAAAUCUUCUCCUUGGUGAACAUGAUGUCCCUCUAACAUGUGUUGAGCAAAUUGUCACAAUAAAUGACCACAAGAGGAAGCAGAAAGUACUAGGCCCCAAUCAGAAACUGAAAUUCAAUCCAACAGAGUUGAUUAUUUAUUGUAAAGAUUUCAGAAUUGUCAGAUUCCGCUUUGAUGAAUCAGGUCCCGAAAGUGUGAGAAAGGUAUGCCUUGCAAUAGCUCAUUAUUCCCAGCCAACAGAUCUCCAGCUACUCUUUGCAUUUGAAUAUGUUGGGAAAAAAUACCACAACUCAGGCAGCAGUAUCAAUGGAAUGCCAACAGGAGGUGGUGGAGCUGGCAGCGGCAGCAGCCAGAAAACACCACUGUUUGAAACCUACUCAGAUUGGGACAGAGAGAUCAAGAGGACAGGUGCUUCUGGGUGGAGAGUUUGUUGCAUUAAUGAGGGUUACAUGAUAUCCACAUGCCUUCCAGAAUACUUUGUAGUGCCAACUUCUUUAGCAGACCAAGACCUGAAGAACUUUUCCUACGCUUUUGUUGGGCGAAGGAUGCCGCUUUGGUGCUGGAAUCACAACAACGGCAGUGCGCUCGUGAGGAUGGCCCUCAUCCAGGACAGCUUGCAGCAGAGAAAAAUCGAUCAAAGGAUUUGUAAUGCAAUAACUAAAAGUCAUCCACAAAGAAGUGAUGUUUACAAAUCGGAUUUGGAUAAAACCUUGCCUAAUAUCCAGGAAGUACAGGCGGCAUUUCUAAAACUUAAGCAGCUAUGUGUGAAUGAGCCAUUUGAAGAAACUGAAGAGAAGUGGUUGUCUUCGCUGGAAAGUACUCGGUGGUUAGAAUAUGUGAGGACAUUCCUUAAACAUUCAGCAGAACUUGUAUACAUACUUGAAAGCAAACGUCUGUCUGUAAUCUUACAAGAGGAGGAGGGAAGAGACCUGAGCUGCUUUGUAGCGUCCCUUAUCCAAGUGAUGCUGGACCCUUACUGUAGGACCACCACUGGCUUCCAGAGUCUGAUACAGAAGGAGUGGGUCAUGGCAGGAUACCAGUUCCUGGACAGGUGCAACCACUUAAAAAGAUCAGACAAAGAGUCUCCCUUAUUUUUGCUGUUUUUGGAUGCCACGUGGCAGCUGUUAGAGCAAUAUCCAUCAGCUUUCGAGUUUUCGGAAACAUACCUGGCCGUCCUAUAUGACACCACGUGGGUCUCCGUGUUUGGCACUUUCCUCUUCAACUGCCCCCAUCAGCGGGUGAAGCAAAGCACAGAAUUUGCUAUAAGCAGAAAUAUCCAAUUGGGUGAUGAAAAGGGCUUAAAAUUCCCCUCAGUUUGGGACUGGUCUCUUCAGUUUACAGCAAAGGACUGCACCCUUUUCCAUAACCCCUUAUACAUUGGAAAGAGUACGCCUUGUAUACAGAAUGGUGCUGUGAAAUCUUUUAAGCGGACAAAGAAGAGCUACAGCUCCACACUCCGAGGAAUGCCAUCUUCCUUGAGGAAUGGAAUCUUCGGUGACCAAGACUUACUCCCCAGGAGAAACUCACUGAUAUUAAAAGCAAAGCCAGAGCUAAGUCAGCAAGCCGAGAGCCAGAACAGUGGCAUGGAGCAGUACUUCCGAGAGUGGUUCUCCAGACCUGCUGACCUGCAUGGGGUCAUCUUGCCACGUCUCUCGGGAACACACAUAAAGCUGUGGAAACUCUGCUACUUCCGCUGGGUCCCCGAGACCCAGAUCAGCAACGGUGGCUUCAUCACUGCUUACCACAAGGCCUCUCUUCUGGUGGACGAGGUCAGCACGCUUAGCAGGAUGCUUCGGCAGCAGCACCGUGGCCCGCUGCCAGCUUGCCGCUCGGAGCUCAACCAGAGCAGGAUGUACUUCCAGGCCAGUAGCCCAGGCACCGCCGCGAGGACCCUUGAGUUCCUCUCCUCCUCGUUUCCGUUUUCUCCUGUGGGUAACCUAUGCAGACGGAGCAUUUCAGGAACACCGCUGAGCAAAUUCUUAAGUGGGGCCAAAAUAUGGUUAUCUACUGAGACCUUGGCAAAUGAGGACUGA
Messenger RNA from Chrysochloris asiatica (Cape golden mole), 2304 nucleotides. It is a transcript of the gene MTMR10, whose product is annotated as myotubularin related protein 10. NCBI's taxonomy places the organism in Eukaryota, Metazoa, Chordata, Mammalia, Afrosoricida, Chrysochloridae. Bases 1 to 2304 code for a protein of 767 amino acids. The record is from RefSeq and is a predicted model, not a curated record. The transcript has 16 exons.